Dermacentor albipictus is the source of this 3711-nucleotide messenger RNA. Its product is annotated as putative fatty acyl-CoA reductase CG5065. NCBI's taxonomy places the organism in Eukaryota, Metazoa, Arthropoda, Arachnida, Ixodida, Ixodidae. The record is from RefSeq and is a predicted model, not a curated record. Gene Ontology annotation, molecular function: alcohol-forming very long-chain fatty acyl-CoA reductase (NADP+) activity. Gene Ontology annotation, cellular component: peroxisome. Gene Ontology annotation, biological process: long-chain fatty-acyl-CoA metabolic process.
CGAACAACCGAAACCAUCGUCGCCGUGCCCGGGUGAACCGUGUGACGUCAUCGAGAGCGCAAGGUUCUUGUCGCCCUACCGGGAUAGUGCCACUCAUUCAAGAGUCGGCCCGCAGUCGAGUCGAACGUUCUCUGCUCGGUGCACCCCUCCACACACUCGCGCGCGCGGGUUCUCUGUGAAGUCCUCGCACCGUUGCACCAGCCUCAGUGGUCCGCUGGGAAACCGCCGUCGCCAUCGCGCUAUCCACCGCCAUGAGUUCGGACGUGUCCAGUCCCCGUCGGCCGGGCAUGCUGGAGUUCUUCAGCGGCAAGAAUGUCCUGCUCACGGGUAGCACAGGAUUUCUCGGAAAGGUUCUGUUGGAAAAGAUUCUUCGUUCCUGCCCAGACGUUGGAUCGAUCUACCUAAUUGUGCGAGGCAAACGGGGGCUACGCGCCGAAGAUCGAAUUGCAGACAUCCUCAAAAUGCAGCUGUUCCAGAGGCUGAGGCAAGAGAGGCCGCAGGCCUUUCAGAAGAUUGUGGUCCUGGAAGGGGAUCUCACUCUGCCUGACUUGGGCCUCAAGCCUAAAGACAGGGAACUGCUGGUUGCUAGCGUAAACGUGGUCAUCCACUCUGCUGCUACAGUAAAGUUCGACGAACCCAUCAAAAAUGCCGUGAAAAUGAACCUAAAUGGUACGAGAAAAAUAAUACAGCUUUGCAACGAGAUGGAAGACAUAAAGGUUUUUGUUCAUGUUUCCACGUGUUACUGCAAUUGCGACAGGGGAGAAAUCAAGGAAGAAGUUUACCCACCUAUUCAAGAUCCAGACCACAUAAUCAAAAUAGUUGAUUGGCUAGACACGGAGACGCUGGAUGCAUGCCAGUCGAAGCUCCUCGGCGCAAUGCCCAAUACGUACACGUUCACCAAGGGGCUUGCCGAAACGCUCGUCCAGCGGGAAUGCAAGGGCUACCCUGUCGCCAUCGUCAGGCCCUCGAUCGUCGUCUGUUCCUGGAAGGAGCCCUUCCCCGGUUGGGUUGACAACUUCAACGGACCCACAGGCUUGAUCGUUGCUGUGGCCACGGGUGUGUUGAAGAGCGUGUACACAGACCCUGACAUGGAAACAGACUUCGUCCCCGUCGACGUUGUCGUCAACUGCAUCUUGGCUUCGGCAUGGAACGUCGCCGUCACCAGGCCGUCCAACGUGCGGGUCGUCCAGUGUGCGUGCAGCGGGCGCUCGCCGCAGCUCCGCUGGCGGGACAUGAAGACCAUCCAGGAGUCCCUGAUGACCGAGCUGUGCUUCAAGAGCGCCAUCCGAUACCCGGACGUCCACCUGCGGCGCAACAUCGUCGUCCACCGGACGUCCAUGUUCCUCCAGCACUACGUGCCUGCUUGCAUCGGUGACGCUGCCCUCGCCUGCGUCGGGAAGAAACAGUGGCUAGUCAAGACGUACUACAAGCUCGAGCUCCUACUGGAAGCUCUCUCCUACUUCACGACGCAUCAGUGGAAGUUUGAGACAAACAACAUGAUGGCCAUAUACAACGACCUUUCCGAGGAAGAAAAGAAGAUCUUCAACUUCGAUGUCAGCACGUUAGAAUGGAGGCCUUUCUUUUACCACUACGCUCUCGGCGCCAGGGACAUCCUUCUCAAGGAGGACCACUCCAAGGUCAAAAGUCGGAACUUCCAGAGCUUCUCGCGCAGGCUGUACGUGGUAAAGCAGGCGACCAACGCCCUGUUCGCCCUGGCCGCCUGGAAGCUGCUGGACAUGGGCCCCACCCUGUGGCGGUUGUGGGAGUACCUGACGGACACCGUCGCGCCGACGUUCGCUGGCUGAUGACGGUUUGGCCGCCGCCUGGCCCACGCCACGACAAGAGACCGGCCGCCACAACAGCAACAGCAGCAGCGCAGCACCGCACGGCGUCGCGGUUCGCCACCCACCGGGCCGCCGCCGCCUCACGAACUUGCAUCCCCACAUCGUGAAGGCACAUGCGUCACCCGAGGAACCAUCGUCACUUCCAUCCCGUCAACACUCACCCACUAUACUCCUCUCCUUGCUCUCCUUGCAAUGCUGUCAUGCCAUGUUGUUAUAUAUAUACAUAUAUAUAUGGACAGUGAAUAGUAUUUGCGAGCGUCUGUAUUCAUGUUUCUAUCCAACCUUCGAUUUCUUUUAAGGACAGGUAACCCUAGCAUACUGGACAGAGGUUGUAGAAGCCAAGUAGGCGGUAUACUCCUUUAAGGAAGGCAAAGAAAAAUCGAGAGUGUGAAGGGUACAAGGAAGCGUGGGGGCCGUUGGGCUGUCGGAAUGGCCAAUUUUGACCAAUGUUCGUGCAAGAUUGAGCCCACGACACUGGGUUCUUGUUUUUCUCCGCUUCGCUGGGCAGGCUGACUGGUUGUACGGGCUGGGAGUUGAACGGUUGAACCGGCUAUUAAUGAUAUCUGAAGUUCUGCCGGUUGUACCACAAAAGUCAAAAGGAGGGCUCAGGUUUUAGAGGUGUAGUCAAAAAUAAAACCAGAAUGGCGUGCUCCUCCCACCAAAACUGCGACUGGCUGCAGCAUCACAGUCGCGCGCCGUCGGCGUCAUGGGCCCACCGCUGAACAUUGUUGUUUGCUGUUGAAAUGUGUUGUUUAAGGUACGGGAAACAGCAGGCGAUGGUCACUGUUUUCUAGAAGUUCGCUUCCUUACGUUUAUGUUGUGUGUCCUGUGAUACGUUGUGUCAGCAGCCAAUGUUCGUUUACUUUGGUUAUGGUUGCUGACGAGUGCCUCUGAAGGUGCUGCAGUGUUUAUUCUUUUUGCAGUAUCUUACAUGCAUCCUUUACAGUGCCCACAGUGCCUUUCGCAGCCACUAUUACUCCUUCUGGUUUAAGCCAGAGCUCAUUAUGUUUGUGAAAAACUCUGUGAUGUGUUCAUUUGAAAACUGCAGAACUUGCCGCUCCAAAAAAUAUUUCUGCGAAGAGCACAAGGUAGAAACACUCAUGGAGAACCAAGUGUUAUUAUUUGCAUGAUAAGUUAGCGGAACUUUCCUUGUUUCAUUUGUUGGGGUAGCCAUCAGGGCAACACCGAGUAACAAAACCACACCUACACACCUUCUCAUCACUAAGCAUUUAAAUACUGCUUUUGCCCUUCUCUUUCUUUAAUGGCUAGUAUUCUUCGGAUCUAUUUAGGAACAUUUUCACUUGCAGGAGCAACUGCCAUUUAAAUAAACAGCCAGAUAAAAUGUCUUUUCGUGAUUUUAGACUUUUCUUUAUCACUCCUAUUCAUCGCGUACAACUUGUGCAGUGCCAUAUAGUGGUAACUGUUGUGCCCUGCUAAUCACGUGUGACCGUGAUCACGCUUUUUCUGUGACGUGUUGUCGCUGCGCUUUUAAAGGUUCUGACGUGGUGACCGAAGUUUUUAUUCUUCCGGAGUAUUUGUUUUCUGACCUAAGAAGUGUGAGCAGCGAAGUGAAAAGUGAAAUCUACAGCUGCAGGGACAAUGUGUACAAAGCCAGUCUGUGCCUGUCAUGGUGACCGCAUUUCGGUGACCUGUUCAUUGCCUGUCGUUUAAUUUUGAGUGUUUUUCAUACUUAACUCUUCCCUUCAUUUGUCGCAUGGUCCUCAGGAAAAGUGACAUGACGCUAGAGAACCGCUUCGAGAGAUCUGGGACCGUGUUGGCUCACUUGAAUUAUUCUUGUUGACAAAUGCUUUGCUGCAACCACUUGUUCAUUGACUGAUGAGAAUAAAGACAUUUUCAGAUGUCGCGA